This is a messenger RNA of Dendronephthya gigantea, 2280 nucleotides long. RefSeq lists its product as uncharacterized. NCBI's taxonomy places the organism in Eukaryota, Metazoa, Cnidaria, Anthozoa, Malacalcyonacea, Nephtheidae. The transcript has 5 exons. The coding region runs from base 1 to 2280 and encodes 759 amino acids. The record is from RefSeq and is a predicted model, not a curated record. Gene Ontology annotation, molecular function: catalytic activity.
AUGGGGAAAGCCAGCUACGAAGUAAGCCAACUGCAAAAGAAUAGGCGAAUGCGAAACACUUGCAAGAAGCGCAAGAGGGAACAGCAAGCGAUGGCUAAACGCGCGGUUGCUGAAGCGGCUAUAGCGCAGAAAAUAAGUGAUGGAGUAAAGGACCAAAAAGCGCUAGCUGAGAAAUAUUACACGAAAUGGAAAAAUAUUUCAAAAAAGGCUGAUGAAUUAAGGCGUAGAAUACCGGUACAAAGCCACAUAAGAAAGAUUUCAGUGGAUGGUGCAGCAAUUGGCAAUACCUUAUCAACCAAAAUGAUUGCUGCUUCAGUAAAACAAAUUAGUGCAAGCGACUUGUUACCACUGGCAGAAAAUACACUGGCUACCGCCCCUGUUGGCUCUGGAACCUAUGGAGAAAUUAUUAUCGCUGGCGAUAUGAAUGUACCAGACAUUGAUUGGAGCUAUACAUCAGUUAAGACAAAUCCACAAUACAGUGCUACAGUAAACCAGACAAUGAUCGAUCUUAUAGAUGAUCAUGGUCUUACUCAGCUUGUAACUUUUCCAACAAGACAAGAAUCAGUGCUUGACUUAGUAUUAACUACCCAUCCAGAUCUUGUACAGAACCUUGCAAGUGUCCAAGGCAUUAGUGAUCACUCAGCCGUGUCGUUUGAUUUGAAUUUGUCUGUAAAACUUAACAAGAAGAAGCCACGUACAGUUUACAAGUUUGCUAAGGCUAACUUAACUGAUAUACGCAGGGAAGCAACAACUCUCAGUGAAGAUUUCUUUGAAAGACAACCAGAUAAUAUAAGUAUCGAGAGUAACUGGGAAUUUUUCAAGUCAGGUAUUAUGGACAUUCUAAACAGAAGAGUACCAAACAAGAAGAGUGGUUCGUGGAGUAACUGCCCCUGGAUGACAAGAGAUCUCAAGACAGCCCUGAGGAAAAAGAAACGAUUAUAUAAUAACUAUAAGAAAUCAGGGAAGGCCUGUGACAAAGAAAAAUACCGUGCAUUCCAAAAACUGUUUCAAAUCAACAUGAAGAAGGCUCAGGAUGAGUUUAUAGCAGACACCCUCAACUCUGAUCUAAAAGACAAACCAAAGAAAUUUUGGUCUUAUAUUAAAUCAAAAAGACAAGAUCAAGUUGGAAUUCCACCAUUGAAGGAAAAUGGGUUAGUGAAGACGGACAGUGCAAGUAAGGCAGAAAUCCUAAGUAACCAAUUUCAACAGGUAUUUACACAAGAGGAUCUAACAUCUAUACCAAAUAAAGGACACAGUGAAAUCCCGAUGAUGAGUUCAAUAUUAUUUAAUAAGGAUGGUGUGGAAAAACUACUUAAGAACUUAGAUAGCAAGAAAGCAAGUGGACCUGAUAAAAUACCAACUACAUUACUUAAGGAAACUGCAUCAGAAAUAGCGGAUGUUGUGACAUUCCUAUUCAAUCAAUCAUAUUGUUCAGGCCAAUUACCCGAAGACUGGAGAAAUGCAGACCUGGCACGAAAUAUAGACAACGGAGAUCAAAUAGACUUGCUAAUACUUGAUUUCAGUAAGGCUUUUUACAAGGUCGCUCAUGGGCGCCUGAUCAGUAAAUUAUCACAUUAUGGUAUUCAAGGCAAAACACUUGCAUGGAUUGAGUCAUGGCUUACAAAUAGAACACAAAGAGUAGUAGUGGACGGAGUGUCAUCAAACCCAGUUGAUGUUACGUCAGGAGUGCCACAAGGCACUGUACUUGGUCCACUAAUGUUCCUCCUGUUUAUCAACGACAUGCAUGAGAACCUGGAAUGCACUUUAAGGCUAUUUGCGGAUGAUGCAUUGUUGUACCGCAAAAUCUCAGAAGAUUAUGACACCUCGGUCUUGCAGAGGGACUUGGAUAAAGUGGGCUUAUGGGCCGAAAGAUGGCAAAUGGUUUUUAACCCUACAAAAUGUUACAAAAUGUCGGUUUACAGGAAGAAGACACCGGUUCUUAAAGAUUACACAUUAUACAACCAGAAACUCUCAGGUGUAAAGCACCAUCCUUAUCUUGGUGUCCAGCUGUCUGAUGAUUUACGGUGGAAUCUUCAUGUGAACAAGAUUGUAAACAAGGCUAAUUCAGUGCUCGGUUUUAUAAAAAGGAACCUGUACUCCUGUUCUGAGGACACCAAGCGUAUAGCCUAUACUACACUUGUAAGACCUCAUCUAGAGUAUGCAGCAGCUGUGUGGGACCCUUAUAGACAGGAGCAAGUAGACAAGAUUGAAGCAGUCCAGCGUCGUGCGGUGUUUCAAGGCACAAUUAUUCUCAAUUUGAAUAAGUCUAAUGGCAGUUAA